Messenger RNA from Periconia digitata, 658 nucleotides. Lineage: Eukaryota; Fungi; Ascomycota; Dothideomycetes; Pleosporales; Periconiaceae. The record is from the annotation of a GenBank genome assembly.
CCGCCAUAAACUACAAAUCAUCAAAGGCUCCCGCCUGCCGUCGUCGUGAUCGCGCGCCAGCAUGUCUGCCACUACCAACACCAACGACUUGUUUCUGACACUCCUCCGGCCUGCCGUCCUCCACAUCCUGCGCGCUUCUGGUUUCCAAGGCGCCAAACCUUCGGCCGUCGAUACUGUCGUUGAUCUCACAGCACGGUACAUGACGUUACUUGCAACGCGUACAGCCUACAAUGCAUUCUCCAACCAUAACGACCACGAGCCAGACAUCAGCGAUGUGCGCAUGGCCAUGCAGGACUGCGGACUCCUCGUCCCCACAAUGACCGCUUCAGAAGAGAUAUGGAGUGAAAUGCUUCGCAAGCCUUUGGAGGCCUACGAUGAAGAGUCAGGAGCACGUGCGAAAGAGGAGAAGAGAAGGGAUGCCGACGACACAGCGGACGUAACGGCCUUCAUUGACUGGGCGAGAGGGGACCAGAAUAAGGAGAUCAGAAGGGUGGCUGGAGUCGUUAAGCAGCCACAGCCGACGGUCACAGAGCAAUUGGAUGCUGCUGAAAUGGAAGACUAUUUAAGCUGUAAGAACCAGUCCUGGAGGACUCGAUGGCAGGAAAAACCGCUAACUAGUGUCAGCGCUCAUGAAGAAGCACAGCAAAACGGGUGUUGA